GUCUCUCAUACCUGCUGCUGUUAGCAGUGUUAUUGACACAUUAGCUUUUACUUCCUAAUCUGUCCAUUUCUCCAACUUGAGUAGCAGAAUUAAUCUGUACAGUAUUUUCUGCCAUAAUCGUCCGAUCAAAUUGUUGCGACGAUUUUGCGACAGAUUAUGCGUUAAAUGCAUUAAUCAACAUUGAUAGAUGCGUGCUAUCUGAAUUAAUGUGGAGCGAUUAAUAAUGCAGCCAUUUCAAAAUCAGAUGACAUGAGACUUGUGUGUACAGUGAUGAAGAACUGCGAUAUUAUUAAUCGCCACGUAGGAUAUUUGCCGUCAGCAAAAACGAAAAAUGUUCGUCAGAGAUCCCUGUGGCAUCGUGUGCAUUAUCGUCACCUAUAUAGCAGUGUUUUACGCUGACUACGUUGUAGUACGAUGGAUCGUGUUACACACUAUGCAGGACAGUUUGUGGGGCCCUUUCCAUAUAAUAGCAUUCAACACUGUUGUGCUUCUUCUGAUGAUGGCACAUUUGAAAGCCGUUUGUAGUGAUCCUGGUAUAGUACCCUUACCGCAAAGUAGAAUGGACUUUUCUGACAUCCAUGCUUCCGGAGGAAAUGAUGAUCAUGAGAGUGAUGAGAAAGAUGAUUGGACAGUGUGCACUAGAUGUGAAACAUAUAGGCCACCUAGAGCACAUCAUUGCAGAAUUUGUAAACGUUGUAUCAGGAGAAUGGAUCAUCAUUGUCCAUGGAUUAAUAAUUGUGUUGGCGAGAGGAAUCAAAAGUACUUCAUACAGUUUUUGGUAUACGUUGGUGCAUUAGCUAUAUAUGCUAUUGUAUUAGUCAUUGUAUCAUGGAUCUACGAUUGUCCUCAGUGCAAUAAUGAUAUCACAAUGAAGCAAAAUCGCAUCUUACAUUGUGUGAUAUUAGUUUUGGAAUCGGCCUUGUUUGGUAUGUUUGUCAUAGCAAUUCUAGUGGAUCAGUUUCAAGCGAUUCUAGGCGACGAAACUGCUGUGGAACGUGUGCAAGGUAUACAACAGCGCUAUCACAAUAAGAAUACACCACGAACGUUUACGCUUCUAUCUCAAGUGUGUGGGAAAAGUCAUCCGAUACUUUGGUUAUUGCCUUGUCACAAUCCGCCGCGUUAUACCUUUAGAAAGGACGCAUACUUAAUUGAUCACGAAGUUUAAGAUUAAUACAUGAAGGGAGUGUAUUAUGUCUGCACGGUAUUUCCUUAUUUUUGUAUUAUUUUUUUACAACAAUUUAUUAAUAAUACAUUCCUUGAAUUAGUAUCUUAAUAUGCCUUUGUACGAAUUACUGACACGAUAUAAAUUUCAGAUGUAGUUAUAACAUUUCUACAGCGCGAAAAUAAAGUAUUUAUAUCCUGUCUAUAAAAAAGACUGCCAUUAUUAUUAUUAUUAUCAUGUAUGUAUUAUAUGCAUGAUAAUAAUAAAAUAUAAUAUACAAUAAUAUAUAAAUCAUUAUUAUUGUGUUACGAAAAAUUAUAAAUAUGUUACAUAUGAUUAUAUGUAUUCAAUCUGUGAAUCAACAGUAGCUUUAAUUAGUUAUGUUCAGACAUAUGUAGUAACAAUAUGUACACACGAUACUGUAAUCUAUAUAAUUAUAUCAAUAAACUAAUUUUUUUAUCUUUUAAAAUUGAGAUAUCUAAGGAUAAGUGAUAUUCCAAGUGAUAAAAAAACAGAUUUUUUUAUUUUAAAAUAAUUACUGCUAGGAGUGCUGUCUUCGCCUAAUAAUUUUUAUUUGCUGCAAAGGGUUGUAUUGUAGUAUUUUAGAAAAUAAACUUGUUAA
Molecule: messenger RNA, 1784 nt
Organism: Linepithema humile (Argentine ant)
Lineage: Eukaryota; Metazoa; Arthropoda; Insecta; Hymenoptera; Formicidae
Gene: Dnz1
Product: DNZDHHC/NEW1 zinc finger protein 11
Molecular function (GO): palmitoyltransferase activity
Source: RefSeq, a predicted model, not a curated record